AUGCAUUUGGACAUUGGCAAUUUAAUCGAGCCCAAUGGGAAGAAGUUACAGCUGAAGCGUGUGGUUAAAGUGAACGCUGAAAUCGCUUCGCUUUACAACUCCUAUUCGACAUCAGAGGUGAUAGACCCUGUAGACAACUCACUGCACACUUUCCAAACCAUGGUCACUGAUGCAGGCAAGGAGAAGAAGGCUAGCUUGAUACUAUUGACAAAAAUAUGCAGAAUCAAGCCUCAAAUACCAGGCCUUGGAGAUGCAACUGUGUUUUGGGACUUUAAUGCUAUAGAUGACUUCUAUAAAACUGAUAUGCCUGAUUGGCCUUUCAAUGAUGGUGUUGAUAACCCGCACCUUUAUCAGGUGAAAGAAUCUGAGUUGGUAGACAAUGAAUGGAUUUAUCUAUAUGCUGAAGCUGCUUUGUUCUCCGAGUGGCGCUCUGAAAUGAGUGAUUAUACGCCGUUUAAGAUGAAGAAAGUAAUGGUAUAA
This is a messenger RNA of Brassica napus (rape), 480 nucleotides long. RefSeq names its product UPF0725 protein At4g29550-like. The record is from RefSeq and is a predicted model, not a curated record. Bases 1 to 480 code for a protein of 159 amino acids. Lineage: Eukaryota; Viridiplantae; Streptophyta; Magnoliopsida; Brassicales; Brassicaceae. The transcript has 5 exons.